AAAAAUACACAAACACAAAGACUCAAAAUCCCGGAACAGUUUCCAAACCAGACCGAGGCUGUACUGAGGCCUUUCCACGGAGCUAGCUCGUUGGUCACGUGGGUCGGAUGCUCAUUAAUUAUACAGAAUUUUAGGCGUUUAAUACACUUAAACAGAAGAGUGAGAAAAAAAUUCACCCCCCUCAGAGUUGUCAUGAGUGUAAACUAGAUCAUUUAAACAAAAAACAUGUUUUGGUACCAGGCUGUAAACAUGUUUAUUUCUGCUGUGAAAUUGGUAUUUUUAACAUGGGAGUCAAUGAGGAUUUGCUCGCUUCUGACACCCGCCCCCAGCGGAUGAGGGUGGAACUGCAAUUUUUGGUACUUCCGGGUUUGACUCAAUUUUUGAGCCGCAUUGUGGGGGCUUGUGUCCGACGGGACAUUACAUUAUCUUUUACUUUUGCCCAUCGGAGCUCAGUGAGUGGAGAAACGAGAGCGUCAUCAAGCAUUACAUGAAGCUAUAAUGACUAAAUCGGCACCUUCCCAACACUUUUUAUUUGCUUCUCAGAGCUGCUAAAAGUAAAAGUAACAACAUCAAAGUUUUCCUCACAUUAUUUAUAGAAAGUGAGAUUUUUUAGUUUAUUUGAAGUUCAAUUUCGUUUCUCUGUAUGUCUUGCACAUGUGGUAGAAAUGACAAUAAAAUGACUGACUAAAGAAUAAAACUGGUCAGAUUUAGAUUAAAAAGCAUCAUAAAGAAAAAAAGUAUUUUACUUGUUUUUCGUGGCUUUUGAAGAGACUACCUGAAAUAAUAAAAAUAUAACUCAUGUUAUGUGUGUUUUAUUAGUCCCAUUCUGAACACACAGAUGUGUUUUCUGCUCCAGCAGGUGGCGGCAGUGCACCUUUACGCUGGUCACCGACCACCGGAAAAAGCAGAAACCGGAAGCUGCUAACAGAGCUAGCUUGUUGUUGUUCUGGUGUGUGAGGAGAAUAUUUGAGGCUCUGCAGUAAAAAUGUCUUCACUUCAGUCUCUGGGAGAGUUGAUUAGCUAAAGCGACUAACUGCUGCUGCUGCAGAAAUCUUCUCACCAGGCUGUGGAAACUUUCUUCUCCUCCUCAACAACUUGGUGGAGUUCUUUCCAGAACCAGAGAAGAUAUUCUGCGGUCUUCGUGACAAUCGGAGCUCCAGAAUCAGGUUGUGGCUGUUAGCUAAACACGGCUAAAGAAAACCUGCUACCACUUCAGGAUCAUCCAUCAGCUGGGACUGAUUCAUCGUGUGUUCUUCACCACCUGGACCUGGACAGCAUGGACACAGACGUUCAACAGGGGGUGCAGGUUAAAGAAGAAGCUCCUGAAGAACAGAGUGCUGGUGUGGACCUGCAGGACCCAGAACACCUCCACAUAAAGGAGGAACAGGAGGAGCUCUUGUCCAGUCUGGAGGGAGAGCAUCUCCGUUUGAAAGAGGAGCCUGAUGCUGCCAGGUUUCCAUUCACUGUUGCAAUAAAGAGUGAGGAUAAUGAAGAGAAACCUCUGUUCUCACAGCUUCAUCAACAGCAAAUAGAAGACAGAGAUGUUCCAACCAGCAGCACAGCUGACCAGGUGGCAGCAGAGACUGACGGGGGAGCAGAAACUAGAAGGAACCCUGAUCUGAACCCUCAUGAACAGACAUCUGAUUCUUCAGACCCUGAAGUUAGUGAAGAGGAUGAUGAUGAUGAUGUGACUCUAGACUCUGAGCUGUCAGACUCUAGACCUGAAACUGGAGACGGAGGCAAUAAUUGGAUUGCAAACAGUUGUUUUGAGUCAGACGUCAAGACUGUCAACAAAUUGUUUAGUUGCCCUGAGUGUGGUAAACAAUUUGUCCACAAGUGGUCUCGCCAGAGGCAUGUGAGAGUGAGUCAUUCAGAAAUAAGGUCUUCAGAAUGUUUGGUUAGUAAGAAGUGUAUUAGAAUGAAGAAGCAUGUAGACUCGUGUAGGGAAGUCCAUAAAGAGCGUACAUCAUUUAGUUGUGAUGACUGUGGAAAGAUGUUUAGAAAAAUAUCAAGUUUUAACAUUCACCUGAGAUUCCACACAGGACAGAAGCCUUUUGCUUGUAAGUUAUGUGAAAAAAGAUUUAGCCAUAAGACACAUUUAAACAGACACAAAAUAGUCCACACAGGACAGAAACCCUUUACCUGUGAGCACUGUGGAAAAAGAUUUAGCCAAAAGACGCAUUUAAACAUACACAUGAGUGUGCACACAGGACAGAAGCCUUUUGCCUGCCAGCUUUGUGGAAAGAAAUAUAGCCAGAAGACUAAUUUAAACAGUCACAUGAGUGUCCACACAGGACAGAAGCCCUUUGCCUGUGAGCUCUGUGGACAAAGAUUUAGCCUGAAGGCAAAUUUAAACAGUCACAUGAGAGUCCACACAGGACAGCAGCCUUUUGCUUGUAAGUUAUGUGAAAAAAAAUUUAGCCAUAAGACACAUUUAAACAGACACAAAAUAGUCCACACAGGACAGAAACCCUUUACCUGUGAGCACUGUGGAAAAAGAUUUAGCCAAAAGACGCAUUUAAACAUACACAUGAGUGUCCACACAGGACAGAAGCCUUUUGCCUGUGAGCUUUGUGGAAAGAAAUUUAGCCAGAAGACUAAUUUACACAGUCACAUGAGUGUCCACACAGGACAGAAGCCUUUUGCCUGUGAGCUCUGUGGACAAAGAUUUAGCCUGAAGUCAACUUUAAACAGUCACAUGAGAGUCCACACUGGACAGAAGCCUUUUGCUUGUGAGCUCUGUGGACAAAGAUUUAGCCUGAAGUCAAAUUUAAAUAGUCACAUGAGAGUCCACACUGGACAGAAGCCUUUUGCUUGUGAGGUCUGUGGACAAAGAUUUAGCUAUAAGGCGACUUUAAACAGUCACAUGAGUGUCCACACAGGACAGAAGCCUUUUGCCUGUGAGCUUUGUGGAAAGAAAUUUAGCCAGAAGACUAAUUUAAACAGUCACAUGAGUGUCCACACAGGACAGAAGCCUUUUGCCUGUGAGCUCUGUGGACAAAGAUUUAGCCAGAAGUCAACUUUAAACAGUCACAUUAGAGUCCACACAGGACAGAAGCCUUUUGCUUGUGAGCUCUGUGGAAAAAGAUUUAGCCAGAAGACUAAUUUAAACAGUCAUAUGAGUGUCCACGCAGGACAGAAGCCUUUUGCCUGUGAGAUUUGUGGACAAAGAUUUAGCCAUGAGGCAACUUUAAACAGUCACAAGAGAGUCCACGCAGGAUAGAAACCUUUUGUCUAUGAGCUUUGUGGACAAAGAUUUAGCCUGAAGUCAAAUUUAAACUGUCACAUGAGAGUCCACACUGGACAGAAGCCUUUUGCUUGUGAGCUCUGUGGACAAAGAUUUAGCUAUAAGGCGACAUUAAACAGUCACAUGAGAGUCCACACAGGACAGAAAAAGAUUUAGUCGACAGAAAACUUUAAUCAAUCACCUUAGCAUCCACUAGGGCUACACGAUAUAUUAUGUUCUGAUUCAAAUUGUGAUUUCAAACAACACGGGCACGUGAUUGUUAAAACUGCAUUUUUUUGUAGUGCUACUUCUGACCCAGGACCUGCUAUGUUUACUAUUUUUGAUAUCCAGGUUUUUCCAUGGUUUUUAAGGUGUUACAGUCAUAGUAAUGAGUGAGAGUGGGGGUGGGGAGUUUUGGGAGCUAAUCCCAAUUCUUGAGCUGAUGAAAUAGCACAUUUGGUGUUUUUAUUUAUUUAUAAAACACUGGUACAUCUGAUAAUAAUGUCUAUGGGCUUCCGUUUUCUGCCCCCCACUCAGCUCCAUUCAUGAGUGUAAGACAAAGAGACUUAUUAUGCAGCUUCCUGCCAAAGUGGAACAUGAUUAAACGUAAUAACAAUGAGUGGACGGUUUUAAUUAACUGGUCAGAGGGAAAUUUACUUUGAAAGAAUUUGUAAUAAUAAUAAUAAUAAUAAUUCUAUAACCAUAGCUAAAAAAUUGGAUUUCCAAAGGUGGAUUUUUAAAAAUUUCGAUGUUUUGAAAUAGCACAACCAAAAAAGAUAGCUUCCAGUUUGAGUGCUACCCAUCUGCUUUUUGACCGCAGUAGUGCUGCAGUUGCUCGCUAGCUCAGCAUGUUGCUAUGGUAGUAAAUCAGGAGGUUUCUGAGGUUCUGCCAGUCUCGGGAUGAUAUAUUGUUGCAAUAUGUGGAUUAUCUUUUAGAUCCAACCAUUGAGCAUGUCGUAGCUUUCCCAAAUGACUUAUUUUCUCUUUACUGGAGCUUACACGGGUAGCCAUACUGCUGCAGUCACACUAACAAGACUUGUUGAUCUUGGCACGAGUUCAGGAGGAGUGUUACAGUUACAGAUGAUUAUGGUAAAUGGCCUGUAUUUGAUAUAGCGCCUUCUAGAGUCAUGUAACCCCUCAAGGGGCUUUACAACACAAUCAGUCAUUCACCCAUUCACUCACACAUUUACACACUGGUGGGGAUGAGCUACAAUGUAGCCACAGCUGCCCUGGGGCGCACUGACAGGCGAGGCUGCCGAUCACUGGCGCCACCAGUCCCUCCGACCACCACCAGCAGGCAACGUGGGUUAAGUGUCUUGCCCAAGGACACAACGACAGCGACAGACUGAGCGGGACUCAAACCUGCUACCUUCCGAUUAUGGGGCGAGCACUUAACUCCUGUGCCACUGUCGCCCCAUUAUAUAGUUUAAAUUUGUAAAAAAAAAAAAUCUUGGCAAAUAGGACUUACCAGCCCAGUGGUCUGUGCAUUAGCUUUGCUCUAAAUGGUCACUUCAUAUCUGACCACAGUUUGCUAUGGUCCGCCUCACACGCAGUUCAGUUCAAUUCAGUUUAUUCAUAUUAGCGUCAAAUCACAAAAAGAGUCGUCUCAAAGCACUUCACAAAGUAAACAUUCCAAUACAGUUCAAUUCAUUAGUUCAUGGGACAGCAGUUGCUCAGAAGGAAGAGCGGCUUGUCCAAUAAUCAGAAGUUUACAGAUUUAAUCCUGGCUCUGACCAAAGAAUGCUGCUGCUGUGUCCUUGGGCAAGACACUUAACCCAUCUUGCCUGCUGGUGGUGGUUAGAGGGACUGAUGGCACCAGUGUUUGGCAGGCCUCACCUCUGUCAGUGCACCCCAGGGCAGCUGUUGCUACAUCAUAGCUCAUCCCCACCAGUGUGUGAAUGGUUGGAUGGAAUUCACACACAUGGGAUGUGGACGAAUGCCUUCUCCAAUUCCACAAAACACAUGUAGAUUGGUAGGGCAAACUGCUAUGCACCCUCCAGGACCCCCUGAGCGUAUAGAGCUGGUCCAGUGUUCCACAGCCAGGACACACCACAUUGAUCCAGAAUCUCCACAAAGCCAUAUGGAAAUCUUGCUCCAUGGUCUCACUGAACUCCUCCCACACCUGGGUUUUUGUCUCCCAGACCACCUGAGCCGCAUUCCGCUUGGACUGCCGGUACCCAUCAGCUGCCUCUGGAGUUCUACAGGCCAGAAAGACCAGAUAGGACUCUUCAGCUUGACAGCAUCCCUAACCGCCGGUGUCCACCAGCAGGUUUGGGGGUGCCGCCACGACAGGCUCCAAUGACCCAGCGGCCACAGCUCUGAUCGGCCACCUCAACAAUAGAGGCAUGGAACGGCCUAAUCAGACCCAAUAUCCCCCGCCUCUCCAGACCGUUUUGGAGAUUCUGUCGUAGGUGGGAGUUGAACUUUUGACAAGAGACUGCCAGACGUUCCCAGUAUACCCUCAAAAUACAUUUGGACCUGCCAGGUCUGCAUUGCAUCCUCCUCCACCAUCGGAGCCUACUCACCACCAGGUAGUGGUCAGUUGACAGCUCUACCCCUCUCUUCACUCAAGUGUCCGAGACAUGCAGCCGCAGAUCGGCUAAAACGACAACAAAGUCGAUGAUCAAGCUGCGGGUUAAGGUAUCCUGGUGCCAAGAGCACAUAUGGACACCCUUAUCCCUGAGCAUGGUGUUCAUUAUGGGCAAUCCACAAUGUGUACAACAUGUUGACUCUAGAAGAGGUUAUUCUCGAAGAACGGAAGAAGAUAAAUGUCGCAAUAUGUUGCCAUCUUGUUCAUUCCAUGCCAAGAAGACUUGCUGCUGUCCUUGAAAAUCACGGUGGUCAUAUGUAUUACUAGAUCCAGUCGUUUUUGCUGUGGGGUGUAUUCAUUUUUGCUUCAACCAAUUUUAGUAAAACUGAAGAUUUUGUGAUCUAAGUUAUAUUAUUUACCUUAAUUUCGUGUUAUGGAGUUAAAAGUGUUCAAUAAAACCCAGCCUUGUGAAAAUUC
This is a messenger RNA of Nothobranchius furzeri (turquoise killifish), 6233 nucleotides long. Its product is annotated as zinc finger protein 235-like. The record is from RefSeq and is a predicted model, not a curated record. Gene Ontology annotation, biological process: regulation of transcription by RNA polymerase II. Gene Ontology annotation, molecular function: DNA-binding transcription factor activity, RNA polymerase II-specific. Gene Ontology annotation, cellular component: nucleus. NCBI's taxonomy places the organism in Eukaryota, Metazoa, Chordata, Actinopteri, Cyprinodontiformes, Nothobranchiidae.